Molecule: messenger RNA, 4166 nt
Organism: Balaenoptera acutorostrata (minke whale)
Lineage: Eukaryota; Metazoa; Chordata; Mammalia; Artiodactyla; Balaenopteridae
Gene: STRN3
Product: striatin 3
Exons: 18
Coding region: 230-2683 (817 amino acids)
Cellular component (GO): dendrite
Molecular function (GO): protein-containing complex binding; protein phosphatase 2A binding; calmodulin binding
Source: RefSeq, a predicted model, not a curated record
CCCCCCUUCCCCUAAAGUGAGUGAGUGAAACUGGCAGAUGGAGGAGGGACUGUAAUGGCGGCGGCCGGCAGCUCCCUGCUCUGACCCACGGCAGGCAUUCAGCAACAACCCCCUCCCCGCCCCUCUCCCAGCCGGCCUCCGCCCCGCCGCCAGCGCUGGGCCACCCUCUCCGGCCCUUCCCCCAGCGGUCGGCGUCUCGCCCUGCGCCCCGGCCGGGGCCCCACACACAAUGGACGAGCUCGCCGGAGGCGGUGGUGGCGGCCCCGGGAUGGCGGCCCCUCCACGGCAGCAGCAGGGACCUGGGGGGAACAUGAGCCUUUCGCCCGGGGGGAAUGGAGCGGCGGGCGGCGGGGGUCCUCCGGCCGCCGAGGGAGCGGGUCCCGCGGCAGGCCCAGAGCUGUCCCGGCCGCAGCAGUACACUAUCCCAGGGAUCCUGCACUACAUCCAGCACGAGUGGGCUCGGUUCGAGAUGGAGCGGGCGCACUGGGAGGUGGAGCGGGCCGAACUGCAGGCCCGGAUAGCAUUUUUGCAAGGAGAAAGAAAAGGUCAAGAAAACUUGAAGAAGGAUUUAGUAAGAAGAAUAAAGAUGUUAGAAUAUGCAUUGAAACAAGAAAGGGCAAAAUAUCACAAAUUAAAAUACGGCACAGAACUGAACCAAGGUGAUUUGAAAAUGCCAACCUUUGAAUCAGAAGAAACCAAAGACACGGAGGCUCCCACAGCACCUCAGAAUAGCCAGUUAACGUGGAAGCAGGGCAGACAGCUGUUAAGACAAUAUCUUCAGGAAGUAGGUUACACAGAUACAAUAUUAGAUGUACGGUCUCAGCGGGUAAGAUCAUUACUUGGGCUAUCUAAUUCAGAACCAAAUGGAUCAGUAGAGACAAAGAAUUUAGAACAGAUCCUGAAUGGAGGUGAAUCUCCUAAGCAAAAAGGACAAGAAAUCAAAAGGCCUUCUGGUGAUGUUCUUGAGACAUUCAAUUUCUUAGAAAAUGCUGAUGACAGCGAUGAAGAAGAGGAAAAUGACAUGAUUGAAGGCAUCCCAGAAGGAAAAGACAAACAUCGGAUAAAUAAACACAAAAUAGGUAAUGAAGGUUUAGCUGCUGACCUAACCGAUGAUCCUGAUACUGAGGAAGCACUGAAAGAAUUUGAUUUUUUAGUGACUGCUGAAGACGGUGAAGGAGCUGGAGAAGCACGGAGUUCAGGGGAUGGCACAGAAUGGGAUAAAGAUGACCUCUCCCCAACUACUGAGGUUUGGGAUGUAGACCAGGGACUAAUAAGUAAACUGAAGGAACAGUACAAGAAGGAACGAAAGGGGAAGAAAGGGGUAAAGAGGGUCAACAGGACAAAACUCUACGACCUGAUAGCUGAUCUGGGAGAUGAUGAGCUGCCCCUCAUCCCUUCAGGAAUCAUAAAUCAGUCUAGGUCAGCCUCUACUAGAACUGAUCAUGAAGGUGCAAGAGCAGAGGAAGCUGAACCAAUAACGUUUCCAUCUGGAGGAGGCAAGUCAUUUAUUAUGGGUUCUGAUGAUGUUUUGUUAAGUGUACUGGGCCUUGGAGACCUUGCAGACUUGACGGUAACAAAUGAUGCAGACUAUAGUUAUGAUUUGCCUGCCAAUAAAGAUGCCUUUCGAAAGACAUGGAAUCCCAAGUAUACACUACGUAGCCAUUUUGAUGGAGUACGGGCAUUAGCUUUUCAUCCUGUAGAACCUGUGCUGGUUACUGCCUCUGAGGACCAUACUCUGAAACUUUGGAACUUGCAAAAAACAGUUCCUGCCAAAAAGAGUGCCUCUUUAGAUGUAGAGCCUAUCUACACAUUUAGGGCCCACAUUGGUCCUGUUCUAUCAUUAGCUAUUAGUUCUAAUGGAGAACAGUGUUUUAGUGGUGGUAUUGAUGCAACUAUCCAGUGGUGGAAUAUGCCUAGUCCUAAUGUGGAUCCAUAUGAUACAUAUGAGCCAAAUGUUCUAGCUGGCACUUUAAUUGCUCAUACAGAUGCUGUCUGGGGUCUUGCUUAUAGUGGCAUAAAAAAUCAAUUACUGUCAUGUUCAGCAGAUGGCACUGUUAGAUUAUGGAAUCCACAAGAAAAAUUGCCAUGUAUUUGCACUUACAAUGCAGACAAGGAGCAUGGAAUACCUACAUCGGUUGACUUUAUAGGCUGUGAUCCAGCUCAUAUGGUGACCUCUUUCAACACUGGUAGUACAGUAAUUUAUGAUUUAGAAACAUCACAGUCAUUAGUGAUGCUUUCAUCACAGAUAGAUUCUGGUAAGUUUUCUGGUAAGGUUGGAACCUUAAAAAGGAUUAUUUCAGUCAAGGGCUAUAGCCCCAUGGCAAAUAACAAAAGUAGGUCUAUUUCAAGUCUCAGUGUGGAAUGUCAUCAGGGAACAAGGAGCAUGGCAAAUGACUACUUAAUCUUCUCUGUUAUGUUUUAUUUAGGUAAAAUGAUCCAUUCUAUGGUAGCUCAUUUGGAUGCUGUUACAAGUCUAGCAGUAGAUCCUAAUGGAAUCUACUUGAUGUCUGGAAGCCAUGACUGUUCUAUUAGAUUGUGGAAUUUGGACAGCAAGACAUGUGUGCAAGAAAUAACAGCACAUAGGAAAAAAUUAGAUGAAUCAAUUUAUGAUGUUGCUUUCCAUCCAUCAAAAGCAUAUAUUGCUAGUGCGGGGGCUGAUGCCCUUGCCAAAGUAUUUGUGUGAAUCAACAAAAACUCUCAUCAUAACAACAGAUUCGCUUGGACACAGAGGGUCUGCAUCACUGCCAUCAAAAAUGUUACUGAUAUGACACUACAUGUGAUCUGCCUGAUGAAGGCUAUUUGGGGCAGGCAUAAAUUGGUGGAAAUCACAUCUUAACAUCAGGCUCAUUAAUUUAAUUGUAAUUACUGUAUUUCGUGGGACAAAAAAGGACUCCAUUGUUUGUGGCCUGUACUGGAUAUGAACUGAGCGUAUGUCUGUCUUUUAGGUAUCUUUAAGCCAGUGUGGAGUCUGAUCUUACAAAAAGACUUUUAUUUUGGACUCUGUGUGCUGCCUUAGGGUUAGGAAUGUGGUGCUCUUGUUGGGGGGAAGUGAGCUCCAAGAGUAGCUUUUUUUCAUCUCUUAGUGAUCUUCUGUUUAUCAGUUGAAUGCCACAGAUUCCCUUUUAAACUUAUUUUGCUUUAAAAAAAAUAAAAAAGAAAAUUUAACUUAAAAUAUUUUAGCAUUAGUUGCACAAAAUGUUUGGAUAAAAUUCUAGUUUUUAUAAGUCUUUUUAUAUAUUUAGCCUGUCACAACAGUGCUCAAGAUUGUAUUGAAGUUUUUCUGCAUUAUACAACCCUGAAACACAGAGAUCUCACUGACCCGCUGCCGUGUAAGCACACUCUUUCCUUCUUUUGCGUAAUACAGCUCAGCUAAGUCUUUCCAUAAAGAUGCUAAAUCACCUUCAACAUCACAUAACUGUCUUCUUAAACCAAGGACUAUUAAGUGUAUUAAAAUGAAACGGUGGGGUUUAGUACUCCAGAUGAACUCUUAAAAAAGAAAAAAAAAAACUAAUCUUGGCAUCCUAUCACUAUGUGAUAUUUUGUACAUCUUACUGUAUUUACAAGUUUAUUUAUCAAGGAUUAUCCAUCUUGCUAAUAGCCUAUUAUUUAUUUCACUUUUUGUUGGUCUUUAUAUCCUUUUAUUAAUGUGCUAAAGGAACCUGUAUAUCUAUUUUAGAACUCUUUGAAUAGUCUAAAAUAGACUAAAAAUGGAGUAUUUUAUAGUUUAAGUUACAAACCAAGGUGACUCCCCCCAGAUACAUAUCUUGGUUUACCAUGAUUCCAGAGAAAACUAUCUUGUUUUAAAAUAUUCGGAGUAAAGUUUUAUUUGCAUUACAAAUAGGAUACAAAAAUAGUUGAAUCAGGAUACAGAAAUCUGCUGUGUUUGGACUAGUUAUCCCUGUUUUAUUUUUUCAGAUGUGCUUAAUUUUAUGGUGUAACUAAAGAUUUUGUUUGUGUAAUGCAUGAUUAAGACAAUAAAGUAUUUUUUCUAGUCUUCCAAAAAACUUUUCUGAUCAGUUUGCGAGUUUUGAUGAGUUUUGUAAGGUUUUUGUUUUACAAACUAUGAAUCAGCAAAUUUUUAAGAUUGUACCACAUAGCGAACGUACAGCUGUUGAAAAACAAUGUAUAUAAAAUGCAUAUAAUAAAUAUUAAAUUGUGUACCUGUA